AUGUCAAACAACGAAAACAUACCUCGAAUAGAUCUAGAAAACUUUGAAGAUCCCCAGUUUACAGACUCUAAGUAUGUCCUAACCAGUCCGAGAUCACUAGAAGCUUGUUCACGUUUAAAGAUACUCCCUGUGGAUCUUUUGCACAAAAGUAGAGCUGAGUUCCUUGAACGUUUUAAAAAACUUCCACCAAGCAAAAUUGAGGAAUUGUACAUAAGAAGUGAAGAAAAGAGAAGAGCUUGUGAAAGCUAG
This is a messenger RNA of Schistosoma haematobium, 249 nucleotides long. RefSeq lists its product as uncharacterized. The transcript is spliced from 3 exons. The record is from RefSeq and is a predicted model, not a curated record. The coding region runs from base 1 to 249 and encodes 82 amino acids. NCBI's taxonomy places the organism in Eukaryota, Metazoa, Platyhelminthes, Trematoda, Strigeidida, Schistosomatidae.